AUGGGGAGGAAUGACUCGUCUGUGCCACUCCCAAUGACGGCGUUAGAGACAUCGCCGUCAAAAAUGUCCGACUUCUACAUCGGUCUCGGGUUGGCCGUUUCUUCGUCGUUGUUCAUCGGCAGUUCAUUUAUCAUCAAGAAGAAAGCCCUUAUCAAGUUAAAAGUGGGUCUCGGUGAGGCGUGCAAUUUUGCGGCAUAUGCGUUUGCACCAGCCAGUUUGGUCACUCCGUUAGGUGCACUAUCCGUUUUAGUCACUGCCGUAUUGUCGUCACGCCUUCUGAAGGAGAGACUGAAUUUACUCGGAAAAAUUGGUUGUGCUGUUUGCUUACUUGGUUCAACAGUUAUUGUAAUUCACUCACCGAAAGAGGAAGAAGUAGCUUCUAUGGCAGAUUUAGCGUUGAAAAUGAAAGAUGCAGUAUUUAUAUUAUAUGUUGUUGCUGUCAUAGUGGUGACUUUGUUCAUUUGCGUCUACGUUGCUCUCGUUAUGGGUCUUGGCUUAGCCAUAAAAGAGACGAUAUCUGGAAAUCAGCAACUUACAAAUGUACUCACUUAUUUCUGGUUAGGGUCCGUCGCUGUCUGUGUUUCUGUGCAACUGGUAUACCUUAAUAAAGCGUUGGAUAUGUUCAACACAUCAAUGGUGACUCCGAUUUACUAUGUGUUUUUUACAACUUUUGUAAUCUUAGCUUCUUCAAUACUGUAUAAGGAGUGGUCUUGUCUUGGUGCCUCAGAUAUACUAGGAAACGUUAUCGGUUUCUUAACGACAAUUAUUGGUAUAUUCCAGAUGCAGCUGUUCCGUGAUGUGAAUAUCAGUUUACGUCAAGUACGUGUGCUGCUUCAUCGGCCAUCGGCGUCGUUGGCCAGCCUUGAUCUCUCAUCGAAUUCCGCCACGAACCUCGUCGACGACUUCAACGUCGCCUCGCCAUCGUCGUCCAAUGGUUCCGUCCGACAUGCAACGUACACGUGA
This is a messenger RNA of Ostertagia ostertagi, 963 nucleotides long. Lineage: Eukaryota; Metazoa; Nematoda; Chromadorea; Rhabditida; Trichostrongylidae. The record is from the annotation of a GenBank genome assembly.